GAUGGAUUCUCUGUUUAGCCUCCCUCUUCUUUGGCUUUUUCGUCUUCAUGCUGACGUUCAACAAUUGACACCAUGUAAAGACUAACGUGGAUACAGCAUAGAAGCCUAUCCCAAUCAUAAUCCCCUUCUCAUCUUAACACAAUAAAGCACGAAACCCUAUACAAAAUCCACACAGAAAGAAAGACAUGGCUGAUCAAUCUUCCACUCCUGCCAAGGUCGAGUUUUUAGCUACCAAAACCGUGCAAGAGCAACUCACUGAAGGAGAACUACUAGUACCACCACCGGAAUAUAUUCUCAAAGAUGGAAUCCCAUGUCCGAAUGCUUCUCUUGAGUUAAUGGAUGUUCCAAUUAUUGAUCUUGGUCUCCUCAUCCCUUCCUCAAUCAGUGUGGAAGAACUUGACAAACUCAGAUCAGCUCUUACCACGCGCGGUUGCUUUCAGGUAAUAAACCAUGGAAUGACUCUUGAAUUCCUUGACAAAGCCCGUGAAAUCACCAAGCAGUUUUUCGCUAUGCCAGUGGAAGAGAAACAGAAAUAUUUGAGGCCAGUUGAUGAUUUUGAAGGAUAUGGGAAUGACAUGGUUGUUUCAGAGCAGGAAACACUUGAUUGGACUGACAGACUAUACCUUACUGCAUAUCCACCAGACCAGCGCAAGCUCAAGUUGUGGCCUGAAAAUCCCAAAUCUUUCAGGGAUACUCUAGACCAAUAUACCAGUAAGUUACAGGUGAUAACUGAAACUGUCCUUAAGGGCAUGGCGCGGUCAUUGAAUUUGGAGGAAGAUUGCUUUGUGAACAUGUAUGGAGAACAAAGGAAAAUGGAUGCUAGGUUUAACUUAUAUCCUCCAUGUUCAAGGCCUGAUUGUGUCCUUGGUUUCAAGCCACAUUCAGAUAGUUCAAUAAUCACCAUUAUUUUGCAAGAUAAAGAAGUGGAAGGUCUUCAAUUUAUGAAAGAUGAUCAAUGGUUUAGGGCUCCCAUUGUUCCUGAGGGGCUUCUCAUUGUUGUUGGUGAUCAAAUAGAGAUAUUGACUAAUGGACUGGUCAAGAGCCCUGUGCACAAGGUAGUGAUAAAUGGAGAAAAGGAGAGGAUUUCUGUGGCUGUGUUCUGUGUCCCGGAUUCAGAGACAGAGAUUGAACCCUUUGAAAGCCUCAUCAAUGAGUCAAGGCCAAGGUUGUACAAAAAGCUGAAAAAUUACGUUGAGAUCUAUUUUGAACACUUCCUGCAGGGAAGAAGGCCAAUUGAAGCAGCACUAAUAUGAUCUCUGAAUAUGAAUCUCUUAUGUCUUGUAGCAUGUUAAAGAUGAAUAAACUUGUAUUACUUAUGGAAAUGGUGGCAUGAUUCCUAAGCA
This is a messenger RNA of Fragaria vesca subsp. vesca, 1343 nucleotides long. RefSeq names its product protein SRG1-like. The transcript has 4 exons. The record is from RefSeq and is a predicted model, not a curated record. Lineage: Eukaryota; Viridiplantae; Streptophyta; Magnoliopsida; Rosales; Rosaceae. Bases 186 to 1253 code for a protein of 355 amino acids.